Molecule: messenger RNA, 1424 nt
Organism: Colossoma macropomum (tambaqui)
Lineage: Eukaryota; Metazoa; Chordata; Actinopteri; Characiformes; Serrasalmidae
Gene: mpv17
Product: mitochondrial inner membrane protein MPV17
Exons: 9
Coding region: 365-898 (177 amino acids)
Cellular component (GO): membrane; cytoplasm
Source: RefSeq, a predicted model, not a curated record
CAAAAGAAUGAUUCGCUCGCGAGUCGGACAUGGCUGGUACAGCGGGAAGGAGCUACAGACAUGAGAACUCAGUGGCUAACGUGUCAGUUAGCUAACGCGGUGCCUGCAGUUGUAAACAAACUCCUGUAGCUUUAAUCAGUGUUACAGCCCGUUAAUAAACACGGAUAGCUGUGUUUAUUAACACUUCACAUGAGGGGACAGGUUAGGAAACUGACCGCUAAAUAACAGAUACUCGGUCAGCUCGGCCGCCCUCAACUCACCCUCAGAAGUGACCAGUGACCAGUGACCACACUCGGGGCUCCUCUGUCUGAUGUCGAGAUUCCUGCUUCCAGAUCUUCACCAGCUCUGUUUGUGAGAGAAGAGCAUGGCAGGCCUCUGGAGGUCUUACCAGGUGUUAAUGGCCAAACGUCCAUGGACUGUGCAAAUCAUAACAGCUGGCUCUCUGGUAGGGGUAGGUGAUGUUAUUUCCCAGCAGCUGAUUGAACGGCGUGGCUUGGCCAACCACAGCAUGAGACGCACCGCAAAGAUGAUGAGCAUUGGCUUCUUUUUCGUCGGACCAGUUGUUGGUGGAUGGUACAAGGUACUGGACAGAAUUGUCACUGGGGGGACCAAAAGUGCUGCCCUGAAGAAAAUGCUGGUUGACCAGGUUUGCUUCGCUCCAUGUUUUCUCGGCACCUUCCUAGGAAUCUCUGGAACUCUCAACGGGCUGAGUGUGGAAGAGAACGUAGCUAAGCUCAAGAGGGACUAUAUGGACGCCUUGAUCUCCAAUUAUUAUCUGUGGCCAGCUGUUCAGAUUGCCAAUUUUUAUUUCAUCCCACUUCACCACAGGUUAGCCGUUGUCCAGAUUGUUGCUGUGGUCUGGAAUUCCUACCUUUCCUGGAAGGCCAAUAAGUUAUAGUGACACUUCCCAUAGUCCCUCUCCUUAUAUCAGUAAAGUAGGACUCUGUUGGAAUUUGACAUAAUUGAUCAUGAUAAACUUUAGAACAGAACCUCAUUGUGUAAAAAGAGGAUAUUAUAGUUUACACACUCACGAGCUGUGAAUACACAGAUAUAAUUCAUUGCUUUCUGGUUAUUUUUUUUUAUAACCUGAGUAAUUGUGAUGCAAUAUUUUAAUUAAAUGAUCGUUAAACUCUUUAUACAAAGAUUACACAUUUUUGUACACCUGAUAUUGAUGUAAAGAGUUCUUUACUAAGCUACUAUGACUUUGUCCUUUUUUAAUACAGACUUGGAGAAAAGCCACUUGAACAAACAUUUACAGUGUACUUUGUUUGUGGUAACUGAUUUUUUACACCACCGUUCCAGUAUUAUUUGAAUACCAGCCAAGUUUGCUAGUGUUCACCUCUCAUUAGGUCAGUACUAGGCAGGUAGACAUCUUUACUCCAGACUGUAACUGCUAAGAUCACCAUUAAAGCCUAAAUAAUGAA